UUGUUUUAUAGUAUAAAAUACAUCAAUCCACUCGUUGUCAUGUCUACAUUAAACUGGGGGAUAUUGGGUGCUGGGAACAUCUCUUCCCAAUUUGUACACGACUUAUUAUUGAACAACUCUCGUAAUGGAAAAAUCAUGCACAUCGUGAGAUCAGUGGGCUCAUCCUCUCAAGAAAAGGGCCAGAAAUUCGUCGAUAGUACUGGUAUUACUAUUGAGAAUAAUGGUGGUGUCACCCCAAGUGUCCAACUGUAUAAGGAGUUUUUCACCAAUAAAUCAAUUGACGUUGUUUAUAUCGGUACCCCACAUCCAUUCCACAGGAAGCAAGCUAUCGAAGCAUUGGAAAAUGGUAAACAUGUUCUUUGCGAAAAACCGGUAACGGUAACAGGAGAGAGUGCUAGGGAACUUAUUGCAUUGGCUAAGAAGAAAAACUUAUUCUUCAUGGAAGCUGUAUGGACAAGAUUCUUCCCUUCAAUUGAUCUUAUCAAGAAGUAUGUCUUUCAAGAGAAGGUUUUGGGGGAUACCAAGAGACUUUGGGUAGACUUUGGCUAUGAUGCAGGUCUCGACACCUUACCAGCGACCUCGAGAGUAAGAGACCCCAAAUUAGCUGGUGGUGCAUUACUUGAUAUAGGGGUCUACAAUAUUACAUAUGCUCGUAUAUUGUUGGAUACCGGGGUAGGUAAGAAUGCUUCAGAAUUUGACGUCAAAUCAUUCCAAACUAUAGAUGAAAAUGACGGGGUAGACUAUGUUUCUUCAAUGCUUUUCAAGUAUAAGAGUGGCAAACAUGCUAUUCUUAGUUGUACCAAUUAUUCAUCAGACGAUGGUCCAUUCCUUAGACUUGAAGGUACGAAGGGUAAACUUGAAAUUUGGGCAUCCAAUCCUGCUUGCCCCAAGAAAUUCAAGAUUACAUUUAAAGAUGGGACCGAACCAAUUGAAUACGAAGACACAACGGGCUACAAUGGGUUUAUCUACGAAGCCAAUGCAGUUGCUGAAGACAUUGCGCAAGGAAGAAUUGAAAAUUCUACUAUGCCAUGGGAUGAAACGCUUUUAGUUAUGGAUAUUAUGGACAAAGUCAGAAAGGAUAGUGGUUUACAAUAUCCCAUGGGUAUUGAGUAA
Molecule: messenger RNA, 1113 nt
Organism: [Candida] anglica
Lineage: Eukaryota; Fungi; Ascomycota; Pichiomycetes; Serinales; Debaryomycetaceae
Source: the annotation of a GenBank genome assembly